Aureobasidium uvarum is the source of this 2058-nucleotide messenger RNA. NCBI's taxonomy places the organism in Eukaryota, Fungi, Ascomycota, Dothideomycetes, Dothideales, Saccotheciaceae. The record is from the annotation of a GenBank genome assembly.
AUGACCGACGAUUUGCGCAACGGACACGGCAUUCCAUUGCUGCAGGUGAUCGCGCCUUCGGCCCAACGACCCUUCGAGACGCCUUCGAAACGUAUCAACGAUGGCGACGACCUCUCUUUCUUCUUGCGGAGCUCAGCCUAUGCCGACAUCAUGACCUGGAUCCUUCAGUUGAACCGUUCUAUGAUACCCAUCAAGCGUGCAGACAACUCAAAUUCUGUCGAUACAUGGCCCUCGCAGUCAAAGAACAUUGUCCUUGGCCCCGACGUGGUCAAGUUGAACCAUCUCAUCCGCUCCCUCGAUGCUCUCAUGGAAAAAGCGCCUCCGGAGUCUGGACCUCGAAGGUUUGGCAAUGCUGCCUUCCGUACAUGGUACAAGGCUGUUCAAGAAGCCACACCAUCUCUUUUGCAAGACGCCCUCUCCGACAAGUUGUGGGGCCGUGCUCGGGACGACGCCGAGCUGAGCGCACUUAAUCACGAAUUGGCUACAUACCUUCUGGGUAGUUUUGGAAGCUCCGAACGACUCGACUAUGGUACCGGCCACGAGCUGAGCUUCCUGGCAUUCUUGGCCUCUAUCUGGAAGCUGGGUGGCUUCGCCCACGCCGAUGGCGGUUCUGCUCAAUACUGUGCACCCAUCGACGCCGACGCUACCAAAAUUCCUAAUGAGGGCUCUCUCUCGGGUUCGCCAUCGCCAAAUCGCACCGCGAAGAGUGACUCGGCCGAAAUGUUUAGAAACACUAAUAUGUACUUCUCUGCCAUUGCUUUCAUCUUCGAUGUCAAGAAGGGUCCCUUCUGGGAGCACAGUCCUACUCUUUUCGAUAUAUCCGGUAUCAAGGACGGAUGGGCCAAGAUUAACAAGAUGUACAACGCCGAAGUUCUGUCCAAGUUCCCAGUUGUCCAGCACUUCCCAUUCGGUUCGCUCUUUCGAUGGGAGCAAGAUCCUAGUGCUCCGAUGCCCACCACGUCUGCUCAUAUGGGCUCUCAACCAAAGCCAUCAAACUCGUCCAAUCUCACAAAUCGAAUGUCGCAAGAGCACCGUGGCCAAGAGCCCCUCCAGGAUCUAAUCGACCAGCUUGACGAGACGUCGCAGACCAUCAGACGACACACGGACCCGAUAGGACAGAACAAGCGGCAUAGGUUCAACGUCUUUUGGGAAGUUCGCAGCCACCAGCGCUCGGCCUCGGCCACCGCAGCUCCUGAAGUCUUUACCAGCCCAGAGAUUCCUUCAUGGCCCAUAUUCACACAGCUACCACAAGGCGGCGGUCUUUACUGUGCACCCGUCGAGCUUCCUGGGUCGCUUGCACCCCUGCUCCAACAUCGGUCCAAGUCCGACGCAGGUCAGCCUGUAUAUCAUUCCGACCUCUUCAGCGAGCUGGACGCCACUUCGAUCAGACGAUUGAGUGUGAUUGGAAGCGAAGUGGCCGACGACGAGGAAUUGGACGAAGCAUAUAUGGAACUUCAAGCAGAGUUGAAUGCACAAAAUGCAUUGCAAAUGAACGAAGAACAAGUCACGCCAGAACAAUCCACACAACCAGCAGAUCAACAAUCCACAGACGAACUCUCACACCCAGAAUCAGAACAGACACAAGACGAUGCCCUCUUCGAGGAUGCGGAGGAGCAUCUCCCUCUUGAGCCUGAGGUCGAAGACCUUGUAAUCCCAGCGAACAUUGCCCUCCCAGAAGGUUCAGACUCUGGUAUGCUUGAAUAUUCAGCCCCAACUCUAUUCAAAAGGCUGACGGUUGUAGACCUUGAGGAAGAUAACUUCUCACUUACAAGUGAAGCCGAAGAGCUAGCUAGAAAUGACUCGGCAAAUGGCGGCAAGGUCUUCCACGAUGAUUCCAGCUCUCUCUACAGCACCGACGAAUCCGAAAACGAUGCGGAUUCUACCACAGACGCAGCCACUGUCUCCACACCUCGCACUGCUUCUUUGCUCAGAGCAGACAUGAUGGAGUACUUCGAUGAGAAGAUUCCAGUAUUUUCUGAACCUCCUCAGGUUCUGCCUCUCGUUCCUGCUCCUGGCAUGGCCGCGACUUCUGGACCCCUCGAGGAAUUUUCCUGGUGA